UUGGAUUUGCAUAGUUUUUAUGGCAACGCUGUUCAAAGUUGAUUACGCAUUUAACCGCCAUUUCAAAGUCAGGUGUGUGUUUUAAGAACAAUUCAGCCAAUCAGAGAGCUGGAUGUGUUAACCCGGUGCUAUAGUUUAUUUAAACAGGAAGUCAUUUACAUAAAGAGCGUGAAAUUCAAACGUGGUGGUGGAGGUACGGGAUGCGACGUGUUAGUCCCAGGCAUGGCGGCGUUGUUUGACGAGAUCAGCCAGCAGCUGGACUUCUCUAGCUGUGGAGAGGAGGGGAGCAGCAGUGACAACAGCUCUGAUGACUGCACCUCCAGCAUCCGAAGUCCCAGGAUCCACAGUCCCAGCUCUGCGUGCAGGACGCCCAGGGUGCAACGCCACCGCAGCAGAAACAGCACCUUAUCCCCUUUACAGUGCACCAGCCCCAUACCUUACGCUUCCUGGAGGAAACUGAGGCUCUGUGACUCUCCCAGCACACCCAAGAGCCUAUUAUCAAAGUCGUCCCAACCUUCCUCCAGCAGUAAGAUAGGCGGCCUUCAGAGGACCCUGCGUUUCGCCUCAGCCGCUCCUAACCUCAUCCAGGCACCUUUUGUCAAUGUGAAUCCUUUCACCCCUGACACAGUCCGCAGGAACAGCGAGCAGCAGUGGAGGAACCAUUGUAGAAGUGAGGAUAAUUAUGGGCGCAGGUUGAAACACAGCCUAACGUCAUCUGAGGAGGAUGAUGAAGCUUUUCUCCCACCAAAGAGGCGAGCUGUCCAAGCCUUCAUGCUGUCACGCUAUGAGAGUGAGUUCCUGGAGCUGGAGUGCAUCGGCGUAGGCGAGUUUGGUGCCGUUUACAAGUGUGUGAAGAGGCUGGAUGGUUGCUUGUACGCCAUAAAACGCUCUCGCCGACCCCUGGCAGGCUCUGCCAACGAGCAGCUGGCCCUAAAAGAAGUGUAUGCGCAUGCUGUUCUUGGGCACCACCCACAUGUCGUACGCUAUUAUUCAGCAUGGGCAGAGGAUGAUCACAUGAUUAUUCAGAAUGAAUACUGUGAUGGUGGGAGUCUCAGUGAUGUGAUUGUGAAGAAGACAGUGCAGGGUGAGCUGUUUUCAGAGGCAGAGUUGAAAGAUUUGCUCUUACAAGUGUCUAUGGGGCUAAAGUACAUCCACAGCUCAGGCCUCGUCCACCUGGACAUCAAACCAAGCAAUAUAUUCAUUUGCCAGCGUCCCAGCACAAGUGCAGCAGGAGAAGGGGAGAGCGAGGAGGAAGAUGACCGGAGCACAUCAGCAGGAGUCAUAUACAAAAUUGGGGAUCUGGGUCAUGUGACCUCAACCAACAGUCCUCAAGUUGAGGAAGGGGACAGCCGCUUUCUGGCCAGUGAGGUCCUGCAAGAGGAUUACAGGCACCUGCCCAAGGCAGACAUCUUUGCUCUGGGCCUCACCAUUCUGCUGGCAGCCGGUGCUCCUCCACUGCCUCAAAAUGGAGAUGAGUGGCACAGCCUUAGAGAGGGGCAGCUCCCCAAACUGCCAAAGGAGCUGUCGCCUCCCUUCAGAGGCCUACUUCAGUUGAUGCUGGAUCCAGACCUGAUGAAGCGGCCAUCUGCCAGGGAGCUUUGCAAGCACACGGUCUUGAGGGAGGAGAGGACUGGGAGGGUGGCCGCUCAGCUACAAAGAGAGCUCAAUGUAGAGAAGUUCAGGACAGCCAUGCUUGAAAAAGAGCUCCAGGAGGCUCGACAGGCAGCUUUGUCACCCAAGCAAAACCUCCCAUUUUGGCUGAAACUCCCUAUUAAGAUGGGGUCCUUACCCAAAACAGGAAGGCUUGUUGGUAGGAAGACCGAGCGAUCCAUGAGCUUUGGAUGUCUAGGGUAUGGAGUCUGAUGGCACAUUGUUAUGCCCACAACCUGUUCUUUGUUUUGAUUUAUAUGUGAAUCCUUCUGCAACCAGUCUGACGUAAACAUGUAGCAUGUCUUGAAGAAGACAGAGUGACAGUAUUCUGGAUGGAUGGACAGUCUGAGUCUUUAGUGGGUUGCAGAGCUGUGGACAGCAGGACUUAUCUGACUGACUCACUUGAAGUGAUUUUCUGGCAGAGGCGAGCUGUAACUACUGCAGAAGUGUGUACUGUUUUUAAACUGUAAAUAAACAUUUGAAGCAUU
Etheostoma spectabile (orangethroat darter) is the source of this 2138-nucleotide messenger RNA. It is a transcript of the gene wee2, whose product is annotated as WEE2 oocyte meiosis inhibiting kinase. Gene Ontology annotation, biological process: regulation of meiosis I; mitotic cell cycle; protein phosphorylation. Gene Ontology annotation, cellular component: cytoplasm; nucleus. Lineage: Eukaryota; Metazoa; Chordata; Actinopteri; Perciformes; Percidae. The coding region runs from base 223 to 1863 and encodes 546 amino acids. The transcript has 12 exons. Gene Ontology annotation, molecular function: magnesium ion binding; ATP binding; non-membrane spanning protein tyrosine kinase activity. The record is from RefSeq and is a predicted model, not a curated record.